Tachysurus vachellii is the source of this 3278-nucleotide messenger RNA. It is a transcript of the gene insm1a, whose product is annotated as insulinoma-associated 1a. Gene Ontology annotation, cellular component: transcription repressor complex; nucleus. Bases 214 to 1521 code for a protein of 435 amino acids. The record is from RefSeq and is a predicted model, not a curated record. Gene Ontology annotation, biological process: regulation of cell cycle process; neuron differentiation; negative regulation of transcription by RNA polymerase II. Lineage: Eukaryota; Metazoa; Chordata; Actinopteri; Siluriformes; Bagridae. Gene Ontology annotation, molecular function: DNA-binding transcription repressor activity, RNA polymerase II-specific; RNA polymerase II cis-regulatory region sequence-specific DNA binding. The transcript has a single exon.
GGCUGGGAGGGGGACGUCGCUUUCAUCGUUUCGGCUUAAAAACAGUGCAGCUAUGCCUUGGUGAUGAAAAGAGGCAGCUCGCGGAAAUAGAGGCGGAGGGUGGGGACCGCUCACUGUACAACGGAAACGCCUUAAACAAAAAACAUCCCGCGCGCACUGAGACGAGUUCAGUGACACCUGACAUUAGAAAGUGCCUUCCUUUCGUUUGCGAAGAUGCCCAGAGGAUUUUUAGUCAAGAGAAACAGGAAAGCGACGCCGGUGUCUUACCGGAUCCGCGCGGAGCACGAGGAAGAACAGGAGCGCGAGCAGAUACAGCGACCGGGCGAUGCGCCUAAAUCAGCAUCUGCGUCGUUAGCAUUAGUUGCAUCAGCAACACCGCGCGCGGACAGUCUGAGCCACGCUCCCAAACCGGUACGUUUUGGAAACCCAGAAAUGGUGUGCCAAUCCAUGUACAGCCCCACGCGUCCUGUGAGCCGAGAGCACGAGCGCGUGUCGCUCGAGCGCCGUUUCGACCUCGGCUCGCCCGUCUCGGCGGAGUCGUUCCCUACGCUCAGCUCCUUCGAAGCUCAGCAGCACCACGCGUGCGCUCCCGUGGACCUAAAGAUCGGCACAAGCAACAGCAAUCGGAUCGCGAGCAAACGAGCAGCACCUGAGCACGAGCGCAAGAGCAAACCGGCGCCCAAAAAAACCAAAGCGAUCAGGAAGUUGCAGUUCGAGGACGAGGUCACGACCUCACCGGUCCUCGGGCUGAGGAUCAAAGAGGGCCCGGUUGAGCAGAAGCCGAGUGCUCGCUCCGGCGUUGACAAACCGCUUGGCGAGUUCGUGUGCCGGUUGUGUGGGGAGGCGUACGCGGACCCGUUCGCCCUGGCUCAGCAUAGGUGCUCGCGCAUUGUGCGCGUCGAGUACAGGUGUCCCGAGUGCGACAAGGCGUUCAGCUGCCCCGCCAAUCUAGCCUCUCACCGGCGCUGGCACAAACCCAAGCAGCUGAACGUGACGGGAAACGAUGGCACUGACAAGAAACCCCGUACGCCGGACGACACGAAUAAGGAUGUGCAAGGUGAGCUCGAGCGAGAUCGCGACACGCCCAGUCCUGGAGCCUCCGAGUCGGGUUCAGGCUCCGACUCAGACGGCAUGUAUGAGUGCCAGCGCUGUGCAAGGAAGUUCAAACGCCAGGCUUAUCUGAAGAAACACGUCCUGACACAUCACGGUCCGCUGAGCGCAAGUCGUGAAAGUCACGCGCCGUUACAAGAAAACGAGGCGAAACGGCUAGAGCAUGCGCAGGUGCCGGUGCAGGCGCCGCUGGACUUGAGCGCAUGUCCCGUGUGCGGGGAGACUUUCCCAAGUCGCGUGGCGCAGGAGAGGCACGUCCGUGUGCAGCACGCGUCUCACGUGUAUCCGUGCAAGCACUGUCCGGCCGCUUUCUACAGCUCCCCAGCGCUCACGCGCCACAUCAACAAGUGCCACCCUUCAGAAAACCGGCAGGUGAUUCUGCUGCAGGUGCCCGUGCGGCCCGCCUGCUGAAGAACCCGCGUGCCUUUAAACAUUAAACUCGGCGGCGCGUGCAGGGGAACCGACACAACUAUAGAGCCUCGCUCUUGACAUAUACAAGAUCGUAGUUUAUCAGAAUGAAGUGCACAGCGAAAAUAUUAGGUGUUCAGUUAACACAGACUGAGGUGCAGUGCGGAAUUAACACAUAGGCAGUGAAGACUUUAUUUAACACUUCCGUCACUUAAUCAUUGUGGUCAUUGCGCAUGCAUAUUCCUAAGAAAGUAAGUUUACUUAGAAUUCGUAUUCAAUUCUACAAUUUCUAAUUCACUGUGAGUGAGAACAGGUUUGGGUUAAUACAGUAGUGUUGGUUAAUACAACACUGUAUCAGUUCACUUAUUGUUAAUGAAACACUGCAGGUGGUCGAGAGCUGGGAGAAGAUCGAGACCCUAAACAAUCUUUAAGCAUAAUUUAACUCAACUGAACUUAUUUAUUUACUUAUUUAUUCAUUUAUUUAUUUUUCUUUAUUUAUAUAUUCCAUUCAACAGUAAAUCAACAAGCAAAUAAAUAGUAAACAAUGUGAGUGCAAUAAAAGAAGUAGAAGAAAUUAUAUGAAAAUUCACAAUAAAACAGAGAUAAUAAUAAUAAUAAAUUAAAAAAAAAAUUUAACAGCUAAAAUGCUCUAGUAUCUAAAUGAAGUGAUUACUAGAUUAGUAUUUUCUGCAGUCUUAUCUCUGGCUGUGGAUUUUUUUUUUUAGGAUCACUACUCAUUACUCACAUCCAAAGCCCUUAAUAAACUAUAUGGGUUAUAUUAUGUAAUCUUUGAGCUUGCUUUAUAGUAAACACAAAGGAUCGCACCUUGCAAUUAGGGUGUUGUGCAGGUGCAAAAAAGUGAUUAAAGAUUCGUCAUUUCAGAUUCCUUAGCAGCGAUGGGUCAGGUUUGGUCAAAAACCUGGGCCCUGAAACCCCUCCUGAAACCCCGCCUCCUUUUUCUCAGAACCCUCACUGGUCAGUGUUGAUUCAACGCAUUGGUUUUCGCUGUGCGCUCUUAGACUGUUAUCUUAUUUUUGUAGAAUUUCUGCACACAUUCUUUGCUGUGUUAGCUCAUUUAGACCUAAGAAACUGAUAAUCCUGGCUGUGCCGUUACUGAAAAUGCCUUCUGAAUCACAGGAAUGGAAAUCUACCUAUAUGACUUUAGCUUUAAUCUAGCUUGUGGAUCUGUGGACUUUGGACUUUAGCUUUUGUUCUAAGACCUUAAUAAUGAUAUUAAUAAUAAUGAUGAUAAAAGGGUUUUAGCCUUCUAGUGUAGCCAGAAAUGCCUUGAAAUAGUUCACACACAUUCUGCUGUAAAACUGCCUUAAUCGUGUAAAUGUGGGGUGACUGAAAUGUCUUAUUUAUCCUUUAAAUGGUAUGCUUCUUAUUUUUAUAUCAUUCCAAUGUGUGUAUAUGUUCACACUGACUUUAUUUAUCUAUGUAUUUAUUUAUUGCAAAUGUUUUAUUUAAAUUAUUUCAAUGUCUGAAUUAGGCUAGACACUUUGAAACGGCCAAAUGUUUAAUUUAAUUGAUUUAAUCUCAAUCAAUGCAACAGUAAGAAGGCAAAAAAAAAAGUAGCCUAUAGGGGUCGCAAGACUGUUUUUCCCACCAUUGUUAGGUAGCCUUACAAUAAUUAGCCUAUUCCCUAUAGGCCGAUUAGUUUGGAGAAUCAUUCCGUCAGUGCUUGUGUGUUUCUGCAGUAUUGCUAUGUGUCCAAAUAACGUUAAUGACAAUAAAACAAUCAAAAAAAUUAAACAAAA